AUUCACGUAUGUCAAGUAUCAUGAGUGACCAACUCGCCUAAUCAGCCUUGCUGACAAGGGGAAACCUCCCCAGCCGAACCAUACCAGCGGUCUGCCCACCGCGAUGCAACACGGGUGUGCACCUUUCAAGCACCGCCGGCGCUCUAGCCCAGUCACGGACGCAGAGGCGCGCCAAAUGUUCUUUUCCCGCGACGGCCCACUUUUGCUUCUUCGGCUCGUUAAAGGUUUGUGAUUGACUGGCAGAAUUCCAGCACCAGAGCUACUCCGAGGCCACCAAAUGUGUCACUGAGAAGUACCUAUAACACGUGACAUAUGAAGCCGAGUCUCCAGCAUCCAGGGCUAGCUUCCUGCAAUAUCAGCGGCCUGAACAUUCAUCCGUUUCUCUUACCCUGCACAAAGACAUGGGAGAAUCCGGUGUGCAAGCUACAGGAGCACCUGGAACUCUGCAACGACGUCCUCCAGAGCUUGAAACUCCAGCUGAGAGAGGACGACGGCGACGUUGGUGAACUGUGGCUCGUUCGCACUUCGCAAACGUGGCUUAAACACUCUUGGCCGCCACUCACGAAGUCUGAUGCUCGCACUCGCGCCGCGCUGUCGCUCUUAAAUCGGCUCCUGGUGCAGCACCGAUGCGUCGUGUCCCUAGAACUAGACGGCAUUGUCGCCAUACACGAUAUCUUUCUUCGAGCUCUGGCAAGCAGCACGAGCGUCAAAAAGCUGAUCAUUUACGACUUUUACAAAUAUUCCUUGCACGAACCGGACCUCAGCGAUAAUUGCUUGAGCAUCAUCACGUCCUUGCCGAGCAUUGAGAAGGUAUCACUUCGGAACUCAAGCGGGCAUGCACAAUACUGCGCACUGACGUCCGCGUUCCAAAUAGACCGAAUUGGUGCCAAACUAAAGGAGCUGGACGUUGCAGACCUGAGAUUAAGCCAGGCGGAUGCGACCAACUUGGUCUCGAUGCUCAAUUGCAACGACACCAUAACUGACCUGGCCGUAGGCACUUCUGUAUUCACGCUCGCGAGCAUGACAUCACCGGUGAGCUUCAUUGGCUUCUUGGCCAAUGCGCGCAGUAGGUUGCAAAAGCUGUGCCUCAAGAGCGUGGACUUCUGCAGCACAGCCCAGCUGGAGAGGCUGGUCGACGCUGUCGCUGCUGUGACAACACUUGAGGAGUUCUCCGUAGACAUGGCCAUCUAUGGGAGUGAGGGCACUGCCAUAUUUGCUGAUGUAGUCGCUCGCAAUGCUGCCCUGCGCAGUUUGAGCAUCACCCUGCCAAUGUGGUGGGGGGUUUCUACAUUUAACGACCACAUCAGUUGCAAGCCGCACCACCGCGACAAUAGGGCUCGUCGAUGGGCCUCUGCAUUUACAAGCAACUCCACUCUGACAAACCUCACGAUAGACAUGCUCGGAUGCAUAGAGGAAGAAUGUCACUGCUUUUUUCACGCGUUAGCCGCCAGUACGGGACUGCAACAUGUGACAGUGCUGCGUCUUCUCGACAGGCGUUGCGUGAAUGCCGUCUGCCGCACCAUCAGACAAAGCAGUUUAGCUGGAAGAGUUUUUAUCAAGGAUCAUGAACUAGGCUCAAGUAACAUUUUGGAACUUCCCGAUUGUGCCGAGGUUGGGUCGGUGACCCUAAAUAGUUCUUCGUUGACCGACGCUAGCAGUAUUUGUAGGGCAUUGCCUAUACUGGCCUCGUGUGCACACAUCAGCACCCUCUGCAUCAGCCUAAGUGUCGAUUGCUUCAAUAGCUCGUUGUACGCUGCCCUGUCUUCGUACACAAGAGCAGCCAACAAGCUCAGAGAUCUAGAGCUGCACAUUGUUUGUGAGUGGUACGUACAAUCAUAUUCUUUAGUUGGUGAGAAUCUCUUGGACAGUGUUUUGUCAUCUGGCAUCCCUUUUAGAAGAUUCACAUACGAUGGUCCGCUGAUAGGGAAGGAUCACUGUGAGUUACUUUCAAGAGCCAUCCAUUGCAGUCGAACGCUGGAAGAAUUGUCAUUUUCAGUCUGUUCCAAAGCCGCAACAAAUGGCCGCUUUCUGCAUUACCUCGCACCGAUGGCGAUGGAGAACUAUCAACUGCUUCGUGUGUAUGUCGAUGCCUACCAUAAAGGCGACAAUGACAUGAAGGUCGUGACUGAGGUUACCAGACGCAACUCCAGCUUGGUGACGCGAGCCGCCUGUUUCGUGAUGGGCAACAGGACCAACUACUGUGCGCGCGCUAUUGAGUUUGUCUCGAAGCACGCCAAACUUGUGGAGUUGGUGCAAAAGAAAGCCUCUGUCGAUGAAACCCAGGCGAAGGAUAUGAUCCGACAAGCUCUCGCCAGCAUCAACUCUUUGGACGGAUACAUGAAGGCGGCCGGAGUUGUCAAGGAUGGUGUCGAGUGCAUCGUUCAACAGAAUAGCCAAGUUCAGAUAGACCAACUCAAUGAAUACUGCUGGCGCCAACUCAGGCAGUACAUCAAGGUAGCUGACAUUGUGCAAAUUUGACAUAGUUAUUGACCACAACAUCCAUCAAAUAAUGAUAUAUGGACCACCUGCAAGUUUUCACAUGCAAACCAGUAACUUUAUUUGAAUUAGAAAUCCUAGAACAAUAACUACACUGCCAGUGUUUAAUUUGUGGCAGCAACACAUGAAGCAUGACCUUGAACAUUUUUUAUAUCUGUGUUUGCAAAGUCGAUUGAAUCUUAUCCAGGAGAUUUAAAAAAUAAAAUAACCAUCUUACACCUCUGUA
Molecule: messenger RNA, 2722 nt
Organism: Rhipicephalus microplus (southern cattle tick)
Lineage: Eukaryota; Metazoa; Arthropoda; Arachnida; Ixodida; Ixodidae
Source: RefSeq, a predicted model, not a curated record